Molecule: messenger RNA, 819 nt
Organism: Bipolaris victoriae FI3
Lineage: Eukaryota; Fungi; Ascomycota; Dothideomycetes; Pleosporales; Pleosporaceae
Exons: 1
Source: RefSeq, a predicted model, not a curated record
AUGAGCGGAUUGGAGGUAGCAGGUAUCGUUCUUGGUGCCUUUCCGUUACUCAUAAGCGGCAUCGAGCAUUGGCGUGAUGUUGCGAAGGUCGGCGGCUUUUACUGGCGGAUACGUAAGGAAUACACCAAAUGCCAGCGCGAUAUCCAGUUUUAUGAAAUCGUGUAUAAGAACAACCUCAAAGAACUCUUGUUGCCACUCCUUCACGAUAUUGAUGAAGUUGCGAAGCUCAUCGCAAACCCGGGGGGUCUAAGGUGGAGUGAUAAGGCGUUACAAAAACAACUGGAAUGCAGGUUGAAAGAGUCAUACCAAUCGUAUUUGGAUACUAUGGCUGAAAUGAACGAGAUCGCUGAAGAACUCAAGAAAGAGUUAUGUUUUGACGAGAAGAAUGUUCAGGAUAAGCUCUUACCACCGGAGGCAAAACGACGGAGCGCCAAUCGGUCGCCAAGUCCUCAACAGGGUGCAAGACCUUCGAAGUUAUCCACUGCAAAGGGCAGACUGGAUUAUGAGUUCUUCCGAAUGAAGUUCAGUAUUGGGGAAAGGAUCAGAGGUGAGCUUUUUGGACAACUGAAAGAAUGUAAUGAGCGCCUGGAGAAGUUGCUGGGCUCCAACGAUAGAGUCUCUGCACUCCAAGAUUCUGCACCUGGAUCUACCAGAACAACCUCCGAGUCGGAGUCCGCUUUCAAAAAGAUCUCCAAGAAAUCAAAUCUGUUGUUUCAGGCGCUGCAGAAUGCAUGGCAGUGCUCGUGUCAACAGUACCACUUCGCGAACCUGAGACUUGAGCAUCGAACAUUUACCGAAGUAUGUUUCGAGAUCGUCUUC